CACACACACAGAAAGAUAGAGAUAGACAGGCAGACAGACAGACAGACAGAGGUCGCUCAUAUGUACUGCUGAACUUCAGAGCUAUCAGUUAUAAAAUGAAUAGCAAACAAUUAACGACUGAUUUGUGAAGCUCUGAACUUCGGCUGAACUUCAGGUUCAACAUUUUGGCUCGCAGGAUAAUAUGAUAGCUCGAGAUAUUUCACCUGAACUCAUGGGUCCAAAGAAAUGCUACUACUAAGAACAAUACUGAAGACAUCAAAAUCUAUGAAAUAACAUCUGAAACAUGUAUGGAAUUAGGUGGUAACAAAAAAAAAAAAAAAAAGGUUGGAUACUUUAGAUUUACCUUUAUGACUCUUUACACACUAUUGUUCAUCAUCUUACCCAGCUUCAUGAGGUCGUCACCUGAAAUGCUUUUCAAUUAACAGGUGUCUCGUCAAAAGUUAAAUUAGUACAAUUUCUUGCCUUCUUAAUGCAUUUGAGAUCAAACGGUAAACAUACAGUAAAUAGUCCUAUUCCAUAACCGCAGGAAUCCAAAUAUCAAUUAAAGAAAAAUGACAUUAAAGACACGAAGGGACCUUUAAUUAAAAUAAAUAAAUAAUACACAGAAAAACUUUUGAAUAGGAAAGUGUUCAACCGGUGUUUGACUGGUAUUCUAGAUUUUAACAAUAAACUAUGUAGUACAUUUAUUACAUCUUUGUAAUACUGUUUUGCACACAAUUGACCCGUUAUAUGCUGGUUAUGUAUUCCAGAGGACGAGACUGCAGCUGGGGCCUUUCCUGAAUGUGUUCAACCAUAAAUCGUGCUCUUCCUUUUAGUUUCAGUUGUGAGGGACCAGUAAACUCUAAAAGACUUCAUGGGGGAGUGUCAAUGUCUAGCACUCACAGAUUCAGUGCGAGUGGCAGGGUCUGGGCCAAUUAUUCUCAUCAACAAUCAGAGAUGGACUGGACCUGGCACGAACUAAUGGCAAUCACAGAACUGCAGGAAUUUGAAGUACCCAAUGAGAAUCCAUUUGAAGCUGGUCCAUAUAUCUCCAUGGAGCAAAUGGUGCAUUAUGGAAGUUGUGGGAUGAACCUGGCAGAACCGAACCCACCCACCUGUCAGGCAAGCCCUGCUGCUGCUUUUGAAGCUGGGUAUGCUGAUGCAAUAUCCCCAUACCAACGUUUGAACCCAAACAUGGAGAUGCACUAUGGACAUGGUGGGUGCCAGGCUACCAGAUUACCACCAAAUGCACCACCCUUUCAACAAUCACUCAUGAGCCUCUUGGAUCCCAUGAACACCAAUCAGGGACAGGGGAAAAACUGCAACGGGCACCCAGACGAUCUCGAGUCGGACUCUGGUCUUUCUUUGGGCUCAAGCCCACCACUUACCUCACCCGAGAACGAAGGCCAUGGGGCGCUUACAUAUUUACCCCGAGACGGCUAUACGGAUGGUGACGUAGACUGCAUUGGAAACCCAGGUCACAUGAGACCAAACAUGAAUGCGCCUGUGGAUUAUUCACACACAUUUGGCACCUACUCUGGACAUUCAUACUUCCCAGUUGCACCAAACCAACAACAUGCCCAGCAGCACAUGCCUCAUUCACACCAGCAUAUAAGCGUCAUGAAACAGCAGCUUCUUCCUGCGACUCUGCAUGACUCGCAUGCAAGCGCACCAAGAGCAGUCUCCUUCCAGUCACCACACCCCAAAAUAAAAGAGGCUGGGGUCUCUGGUCCGCUCACCAGGGACGAACGGAGAGCAGUUGCACUCCAAAUCCCUUUUCCGCUUGAAAAGAUAGUCAACCUGCCGGUAGAUGACUUCAACGAGCUACUAAGCAGGCAUGCGCUAAGCGAUGCCCAGCUCACACUUGUGCGCGACAUCCGCCGCCGUGGCAAGAACAAGGUAGCGGCACAGAACUGCCGGAAGAGGAAGCUAGAAAACAUCGUGCACCUGGAGCAUGAGCUGGAUCAGCUGAGAGCCCGCAGGGAACACCUAGCACAAGAGAGGCUAGAGUUCCAACAAAAUCUCGCCAUGCUGAAGUGUCGUCUCUCUGAGCUUUACGCUAAAGUAUUCUCCCAGUUACGGGAUGAGGAAGGACACCCGUAUUCUCUGGAGGACUAUUCGCUCCAACAAAGCAAUGAUGGUAACCUUUACCUUCUGCAACGAAACGACUCAUUGGAUGGGGAAUGAGUGAGUGUCUUACAGAAUUAAGUAUAUGGUUAAAAACUGGAUGGGCCAAAAUCAUUAAAAUAUUCUAUUUAAAAAAAAAAAAAGUUUUUACAGGUCACUGAUCCAGCCAAGACGAUCAUCCUCAGGGCCACAUCCAAAGACAACACAGCAUGCUGGCUACUUUCCUGAACAAAAAUAAAAGUGGUUCAUCUUUCAUGAUACCAUGUACAUAGAAUUAAGCAUUAACUCACAGGCAUCAUGCGUCAUCACUUAAAAAGCUUUAUUUACAAAGUAAAAACAUGGAUGUAAAGAGAGAUCAUCUCCACCACAUCUCUUUGGUCCUAAAACAAAGAGAAAAGAAAGAAAAAAAACCUUAGCAUGUACUGAAUUACAUCUCAAGCAUCACAAUGGAGGGAAAAAACAAACAAUUACCUUCACAGUGCCUGAAGAAAACAGGCAAAAAUCAUCCAUUCAGGAUCAGAAAUGCUUUGCAUCAAAUUCCUAGAAAGCAGACCACAAAAUUUGCCAAUCAGUACACAAGACAAGAACACUGCAUGCAUUAAACUGAAGGGACAGAAUCGAGUUACACUGUUAAGCAAUGUACGUUUGUACCAGUUCAUUGGUCUCUGUAGUUACUUUCCUUUUUUUUUUUUUUUAAAUUAGGACACUGAAUGCAAAGUUCAGAAUACUGUACUGCAUCUACAAUGAAUAAAAUGAGUUGUGUCCAGUGGUAA
Neoarius graeffei (lesser salmon catfish) is the source of this 2879-nucleotide messenger RNA. RefSeq names its product nuclear factor, erythroid 2 (gene nfe2). Gene Ontology annotation, cellular component: nucleus. The record is from RefSeq and is a predicted model, not a curated record. Gene Ontology annotation, biological process: regulation of transcription by RNA polymerase II. The transcript has 4 exons. Lineage: Eukaryota; Metazoa; Chordata; Actinopteri; Siluriformes; Ariidae. Bases 781 to 2166 code for a protein of 461 amino acids. Gene Ontology annotation, molecular function: RNA polymerase II cis-regulatory region sequence-specific DNA binding; DNA-binding transcription factor activity, RNA polymerase II-specific.